UGUCGCGCUGCAAACCCCAAUGGAGGUGCGAUCAGUCUAGGGAAGGUUCUCGUCCCGAAAUCGCACCUAUUCCUUCUCUCCAGAGAUGCUGCCUGUCCCGCCGAGUUAUUCCAGCGUUUAGUAUCUGUCUUCAGUGUGAUCCCAGCAGGCCGACCUCGCUUCUUCACGUAAAGAAAGUGAGCGUUAAAGUAUGGAGUCCAAUUUGAAAUACAUUUCGCUAGGAAUUUUAGUAUUUCAGACGACCAGUCUCGUUUUAACCAUGCGUUACUCACGUACUUUCAAAGAAGAAGGACCCCGUUAUCUGGCAUCAACUGCAGUUGUCAUUGCUGAGAUGAUGAAGAUUGUAGCAUGUCUACUAUUAGUUUAUAAGGAUUCUAGUUAUAGUCUUAAGGAAUUAAAUAGAGUAUUACAAGAUGAAAUUAUUAACAAACCAAUGGAGACAUUAAAACUUGCCAUUCCUUCUGGAAUCUACACCCUUCAGAACAACCUCCUUUAUGUAGCAUUAUCUAAUUUAGAUGCAGCAACGUAUCAGGUUACUUACCAGCUUAAGGUGCUCACAACAGCUUUGUUUUCUGUGACUAUGCUUGGAAAAAACCUUGGUGUUUAUCAAUGGCUCUCCCUCUUGACGUUAAUGGCCGGAGUUGCACUUGUACAGUGGCCAACGGACACGCCAGAGGAUCCGAAAAAAGAGAUAUCUGCAGGUUCUCAAUUUAUAGGCUUGAUAGCGGUGCUCAGUGCUUGUUUUUCCAGUGGGUUUGCAGGAGUUUACUUUGAGAAAAUCUUGAAAGGGACAAAACAAUCAGUUUGGAUUAGAAACAUUCAAUUAGGUUUGUUUGGAAGCGUUUUUGGAAUGAUGGGUGUAUAUGUAUAUGAUGGGCAGCGAGUAGCAGAUCACGGAGUUUUCCAAGGCUACAACAAAUUCACUUGGAUCGUUGUUAUUCUGCAGGCUCUUGGUGGUCUAGUAAUUGCAGCGGUCAUCAAAUAUGCAGACAACAUCUUGAAAGGAUUUGCGACAUCGUUAUCCAUUAUUCUUUCAACGUUGAUAUCUUUCUUUUGGUUACAAGACUUUGUGCCCACCAGCGUCUUUUUCUUCGGGACCUUCUUGGUGAUAGUUGCAACGUUUCUGUAUGGAUAUGAACCCAAGGACACCACAGAUCUAAGCAGAGCAUGAUACAGAGACAGCAGAAAGCUUCAUUUGCGUGUAUAAAACUUGCUCAAGUGUCUAUAAACGCUAGCACUUGAAGCACUUAACUAUCCUACAUGUGUUUUCGGAGUUGGCAUGAAGUCAAUUGCUGGCCAUUAUAACUAAAUGGACAAAAGUGGGAAAUAAUGAAUGAGUAGAAUAAUGAAUGGCUCUUUCAACUUUUGAAAUAUCGAUGGUUAAAUACAAAGCAUUACAUAGUAAACACAUAAGUAGCUAAAGAGAUCACACUUGGACUCGGUGGCAGUAAUAAAUCUCUGAAAUGUGCAAUCAAGGUUAUUAAUUAGAGGUGUGCUGGUGAUUGGGGAUGUUUUUGACAAGCUGUUUUAAAGUAAAUUGAAGGCGAUUGUUUGAAUCAUUAUUUAAAAUAAGACAACUUUUAAAAAUAUAUGUACAUAUGGGAUAGGUGUCCAAUAAUCUGGCAUUCACGUAGCUACAGUAAUUUAGACUAAAACCUUUUAAAUAUCUACAAUUCCAUUAUAAAUUGGGUCAAGACAAUCCCAAGCAAGCUGAGUUUUCCUCUCAAUUAAAGCAACGUGGCCAUCUCUGCUGCUGAACAUAUUUAUGUUAUGGGAGAUUUAAAUGGACCAAACUACAAAAUCUAAUCCCAAAGGCAUUGUUUAAAAAUACCAGAAGUGGGAUGAUAAAUCAAAAUUGAUUUAUUUAAUCAUCAUAAGGUAUAUAAGUAUUGCAUUGUCUUAAAUUGUUUUAUGGUUGUGGAUAAAAUAAUUUAUUUUGUCUGUAUAAUGGUAUCUACCAGAAAAUGGUUAAUCUAUCUAAAUGUUGUGAAGGAGAAAAACAAUGUUGCAUCUUACCCUUAAAAUUUCAGUGAUCUUUUGCUAUGAAAUGACCAGUACUUCUUGAUUAAGUGUGAUGACAACUUUCAGUAGGCAAUGGCACCAACAAGUGCUCUUUGAUAUUAUAAAAAAAACUGGAAUCUUUAAACUAUAUACUUUACGUGGCAUUGAUUUUCUUCUUGGUAUUAGUUUGGUCUUGUGUUUUGUAUGUAAAAUUUAUUUAUCUAUUGCAAGGAUCAUAUUUGACUUUGAUUAAUGUAUUUUAAUAGGGGACGAAGAAUUGCACUAGGAUUUCAUUCAGAUACGUUGGAUUUCAGUAGGGAUAUUCGAGGACAACAAUCAUUUGGCCCUCAAAUCUUUGACCUGAAAUGUUAACUCUUUCCACAGAUGCCUCUUGACAUGUUGAUUUUUCUCCAGCAUUUUCUGUUUUUAAAUCAGAUUUCUAGCAUUUGCUUUUCAUUGUUUGUAGGUUGAAGAUUACGUGUAAAGGGAUUUUGUUGAAGUAAACAUUUCUGGAACACCCAGUGCCCCACCACCACCACAACUAAGACGUCAUUGUUCAAAUGUUAUUACAUAAUGCAAAUUAUAACAUUUAUCAGAAUUGUCUUAUCAAAUAUUGAGAUUUUUUUGGGUCUGGAAAGGAGAAAUGCUUUCAUUGCAAGCGGUUAAGAAAUUAAAUAUGGUGUUUCACAUAAUUAAUGUGAUGAGUAAAGAUGCGUAAAGCUAGAAAAAAAUUAUCGGAUUUAAAUUUAAUGCUUCUUGGUUAUGUUUCCAGAUUUUUCAAUGAAAUUUGUACUUUGUCAAUAAUUAAUACAGCGAUUACUUUAA
Molecule: messenger RNA, 2826 nt
Organism: Leucoraja erinaceus (little skate)
Lineage: Eukaryota; Metazoa; Chordata; Chondrichthyes; Rajiformes; Rajidae
Gene: slc35a3a
Product: solute carrier family 35 member A3a
Exons: 8
Coding region: 191-1171 (326 amino acids)
Biological process (GO): pyrimidine nucleotide-sugar transmembrane transport
Cellular component (GO): Golgi membrane
Molecular function (GO): UDP-galactose transmembrane transporter activity
Source: RefSeq, a predicted model, not a curated record